CUCCACUUUACACUGCAGCCAAUUCCUCAAAUUCCAGCCUUCUUCCCGCUUCCAGGCACUCAGGCAGAGAUUUCCCACUCAAAACACAACAUUUACCUCACUGUCCCCUCAGACAGUUUCCUCGCUUCAAGACUGGCAGAGCCCCUCAUUUUCCCACCACAGCCAUUCCCAGAUCCUCUGCACCCCAAUCAGUAUCCGCUAAGGCAUCUUGCGCUCUCCUUUCACCACCCUGUCGGCCGAGUGGAUAUCAGCGCCCUCCCCAGGGGGUGCUAGCGAAGAGCUGAACGAGGGUUUGGAUAAGCCACUAGAGAAUGAUGCAGAAGGUGUGUGGAGUCCAGACAUCGAGCAGAGCUUUCAGGAGGCGCUGGCGAUCUAUCCGCCCUGCGGACGACGGAAGAUUAUCCUCUCCGACGAGGGCAAGAUGUACGGACGGAACGAGCUGAUUGCACGGUACAUCAAGCUUCGAACAGGGAAGACACGAACCAGGAAACAGGUGUCCAGUCACAUUCAGGUGUUGGCGCGACGAAAAGCUCGGGAAAUCCAGGUGAAACUCAAGGACCAGGUGGCUAAAGACAAAGCUUUGCAGAGUAUGUCCACCAUGUCAUCUGCCCAGAUCAUCUCCGCCACGGCCUUUCAGAACAAGAUGGCUCUGCAGGGGCUCUCGCGGCCGGCCUACCCGACAGCUGGUGGGUUUUGGCAUGGAGCUCUCGCAGGACAACCUGCAGGUCCUGAAGAUAUCAAGCCCUUUUCCCAACAGAACUUUGUCAUGCAAGCCACCGGCCCGCCAUCUAUAACAGGUUACGAGAGCGCAACAGGACUUUCCAUGACCUCAAAUGCUCCCCCCUGGCAGGGUCGAAGUAUCGCCAGCUCUAAACUGCGCCUGUUGGAGUUCUCUGCUUUUCUAGAGCAACCUCAGGAUCCCGACACUGUCAACAAACAUCUGUUUGUACACAUUGGUCAGUCUAACCCUACGUAUAGUGAUCCGUACUUGGAGGCCGUGGACAUACGGCAAAUUUAUGACAAAUUCCCAGAGAAGAAAGGAGGGCUGAAGGAGCUGUUCGAGAAGGGACCGGUGAACGCUUUCUUUCUCGUAAAGUUCUGGGCAGAUCUUAGUAUUAACCUCCAGGAUGACAGCAGUUUUUUCUAUGGCGUAUCGAGUCAGUAUGAGAGCACAGAGAACAUGAUCAUCACCUCUUCUACUAAGGUCUGCUCGUUCGGGAAACAGGUGGUGGAAAAGGUGGAGACGGAGUACGCACGGUUUGAGAAUGGGAGAUACGUGUUUAGGAUUCAUCGAUCGCCACUGUGCGAAUACAUGAUCAACUUCAUUCACAAACUCAAACAUCUACCAGAGAAAUACAUGAUGAACAGCGUACUUGAAAACUUCACGAUUCUCCAGGUGGUAACCAACAGAGACACUCUAGAAACCCUGCUAUGCAUCGCUUACGUAUUUGAAGUGUCAACCAGUGAGCAUGGAGCACAACAUCAUAUCUACAGACUACUCAAAGACUGAAACUCAGACCACUAUGGCAGGUCAACGCCUGACCUUACCACUACAGAUGCCAUUUAUCCAAUGCCACAGCGCCCCCUAUUGGCCUCAGCCUGACCUUCCUGUGGUUCUGCAAGGGUUGACGGUGGGCAUGGAUGCAAAAGACUUUCUAGUACUACUGUUCGGAGGCACAAGCAGAAAAGCCUUCGCAACUGGAAUCUUCCGGAAUCGGAAAUCUGAAUGUUUGAAUUUUUGUAUAAUGGAACUGUAAUAGAAGGACAAUGCAUGAGAAAGUUCAUUUGUUUUCAUUAUUUCAUCUCAUUUUAGCCAAAAAGUGUUUGUGUUAAGUGUUUGUUAACACAGUUGCAUGCACUGCACAAAAUCACUUUCUAAAUCUUGUUUUCCAGUAACAAUAUCUACACAUCCUUAAAAUAAGAUUUUAGAAGGGUGUUCAGCACUUUUUUAGCUGGUCAGGAUGGCAGACCAUCUUAUUAAACCAUCUAAGACCAGCUUAAACAGGCUUAUACUAGUUUUAGCUAAUGCUGUUUUUGUUUUAUUUUUUUCAGCAGGGUUAAGUCUUAUUAUCUUACAUAAUUUAGCUUGUCAAGGACAUUUAUCUUGUUUUAGGCAUGUUUUUGUUAUUUUUACGGGAAAACAAGACAAAAUAUUAAUUAAAAAAUAUAUAUUUUUUGCGGUGUGGAAAGAACUAGGAGUGUCGGUCACAUACCUGUUCUUCGAUUUUUAACAAACCAAAAUGGACGUCCUUUUUUUCUGGUUCUUUCGGUCACUUUUCCUCAGAUAUCAGGACAAACAUAAAGUCAAACAACAGAUUCAAAUACUGAAUGUGAAGUGUGCAGAUUUACAACAUUGUAUUUAUCAGCGAUAUUCAUGGAUGUCGAACGCAACUUAAAACAGUCUACUGAAAUGGAUUUAAAGGAAUAUUCCAGGUUCAAUACAAGUUAAAGGGUUAGUUCACCCAACAAUGGAAAUUCUAGAUGUGUAUGUCUUUCGUCCUUCUGCA
This is a messenger RNA of Myxocyprinus asiaticus (Chinese sucker), 2507 nucleotides long. RefSeq names its product transcriptional enhancer factor TEF-3-like. Gene Ontology annotation, cellular component: transcription regulator complex. Bases 422 to 1510 code for a protein of 362 amino acids. The transcript is spliced from 12 exons. The record is from RefSeq and is a predicted model, not a curated record. NCBI's taxonomy places the organism in Eukaryota, Metazoa, Chordata, Actinopteri, Cypriniformes, Catostomidae. Gene Ontology annotation, biological process: regulation of transcription by RNA polymerase II; hippo signaling; embryonic organ development. Gene Ontology annotation, molecular function: RNA polymerase II cis-regulatory region sequence-specific DNA binding; DNA-binding transcription factor activity, RNA polymerase II-specific.